AUGGAUAAACUGACCAUCAUCUCAGGAUGUCUCUUUCUGGCCGCCGAUAUCUUCGCCAUCGCCAGCAUCGCCAACCCCGACUGGAUCAACACCGGGGAGUCCGCGGGAGCACUCACCGUGGGCCUCGUGCGACAGUGUCAGACAAUCCACGGACGAGACCGGACGUGCAUCCCACCUCGACUUCCCCCCGAGUGGGUCACUACACUGUUUUUUAUCAUCAUGGGAAUCAUUUCAUUGACUGUCACUUGUGGUUUGCUGGUGGCUUCCCACUGGCGAAGAGAAGCUACAAAAUAUGCUCGGUGGAUAGCGUUCACUGGAAUGAUCCUUUUCUGUAUGGCUGCCCUAAUAUUUCCAAUAGGAUUUUACAUCAAUGAAGUCGGAGGUCAACCUUAUAAAUUACCCAACAACACAGUAGUUGGGUCAUCCUAUGUACUUUUUGUCUUAUCAAUUUUCUUUACAAUAGUAGGACUUCUAUUUGCCGGCAAAGUUUGUUUACCAGGCUGAUGAAUGUCUAAAUUGCUUGAUUCUAUUAUUUUUUAUUUUAUUUUAUUUUAUUUUUUUAUUUUUUGGAGGGUGGGGAGGGCAAAGGCAAGGCAUCUGAGUGUCCUCACAGGAAGAUGCUGAGAUGAAACUGAUGUUGAAAAGAAAAAAAAAAAAAAAAUGCUUUGAUUUGUUCUCACUAUGCACUUUGGAUUUAAAAACAAAAAUAGAGGAGAGCCUUUUCCAUAACCAAAUACAGACAAUAUUGACUUAAUCUCCUGAGCAUAUUCAGGCAGUCAGGUCUGCACUGUGAUAGCAACCCAGUGAAGGAGAAUGCUUUAUACUGAAAAGCAUGUGGCCCUUUGUGACUCUGUUGUUGCGUUUUUAACGUCUAAUGAUUCAUUUGAGG
Molecule: messenger RNA, 889 nt
Organism: Talpa occidentalis (Iberian mole)
Lineage: Eukaryota; Metazoa; Chordata; Mammalia; Eulipotyphla; Talpidae
Gene: MOSMO
Product: modulator of smoothened
Exons: 3
Coding region: 1-504 (167 amino acids)
Biological process (GO): negative regulation of smoothened signaling pathway
Cellular component (GO): Golgi apparatus; ciliary membrane
Source: RefSeq, a predicted model, not a curated record